Molecule: messenger RNA, 315 nt
Organism: Coprinopsis cinerea okayama7#130
Lineage: Eukaryota; Fungi; Basidiomycota; Agaricomycetes; Agaricales; Psathyrellaceae
Exons: 2
Coding region: 1-315 (104 amino acids)
Source: RefSeq, a predicted model, not a curated record
AUGGGCAAGCUUGCGCUGGCUUUGGCGUAUCUUUGUGGCUGCGGCUGCAUUGAGCCUACAGAUGACACCUCGCAGUUCAAAUCACGCGCAAAGGAAGACCCCCGAGAGCAGAUGAUUGACGCAGAGUUUAUGGCCCGCAACUACACUCGCGAUGCAUCUGGCCACUUCCAUAUGACCCCAACGCCAUCUAUGUUGAGGGAUAAGACCUCAAGUACCCAAGGCACAUCAAGCUUGAGCCCUCCUGCUAUGUCGCCAAUGACGUCCAAGGAAUCUCGGCCGCCCUCUCGCGAAAAAGCGACACCAAACCUGGAGUGA